Messenger RNA from Vespula vulgaris, 2832 nucleotides. It is a transcript of the gene RabX1, whose product is annotated as ras-related protein RabJ. Lineage: Eukaryota; Metazoa; Arthropoda; Insecta; Hymenoptera; Vespidae. The transcript has 3 exons. Bases 1 to 666 code for a protein of 221 amino acids. The record is from RefSeq and is a predicted model, not a curated record. Gene Ontology annotation, molecular function: GTPase activity; GTP binding.
AUGAAAAAUAUAGUAGGCAAAGUAGUUGUCCUGGGUUCGCAAGGUGUCGGAAAGACGAGUAUUGUAAGAAGAUAUAUCGAGAAUGUUGUAAAUCGUCCUAUCAAUCCAACUGUAGGAGCUUCCUUUUUUACCUGCAAAUUAAAUAUAGCUGAUACCGAAGUUAAAUUGCAGGUGUGGGACACAGCAGGAGAAGAAAGAUUCAAGUCAAUGGCGCCAAUGUAUUAUCGUAAUGCGAACGCCGCCAUGUUGGUAUUCGAUGUGACCCGAUACAAUAGUUUCACGGCUAUUAAAAAUUGGGUUACGGAAUUGAAAAGAAACGUCGAGGAACAAAUGGUAUUAACUGUGAUCGGUAAUAAAUCGGAUCUUUUCAAUGAUCGAGAAGUCGAUAGCGAAGAAGGUAGAUUUUAUGCGACUAAAAUCGGUGCAACUUAUCACGAAACUUCGGUACUACAUAACGACGGCAUUGAAAAUGUUUUUUUGGCGAUAGCCAAAGGAUUGAUAGAUUUGUCUUCUGGUAAUACGCAAAUAAUAUCUUCGUUAAGGAUCUCGGAUUCGAAUAGUUUUGGAUUUAAUAAUUCUGGCAUGUUAUUGUCACCUGCCGAAGAAACCGCACAGAAUCCUAACAUCGCACUUGGAAUAAACGAAAAGAUUCGUACUUGUUGUUGAUCCCACUGAUUGAACGAUCGACGUUGUUGUUCUUUUUUUUAUUUGUUUUUUUUUAUUUUAUACAUUUUUUUUUUCUUUUUAAUUCGUCUUUUAAAAAGUAUACCCUAUUGUCAAUGCAACAAUGUCUUAAGAAUUUAGGAAACAACGUGCGUGCGUGUAGGUGUGUGUGUGUGUGUGUGUACGUGUACGUGUACUUGUGAGUGUGUGUGAAUCCUCAUCGUCUUCCAUGAGAUAACAUAUCCUUUAUUUAAUCUUUAAUUAUUUUAUAAAUAAUUCUCUUUAUAAAUAAGUCGUUUGUAUCGUUCUAAAAGAGUCAUACAAUCUAUUUUAAUUAUGAGUGAAAAUGAUCGUCAACGACAAAGAUUGUAACAAUUGAUUAGUUUUGAUCAGUAUAUAAUACGGUUGUAGAUUUAAACGUUAACGUUUGAUCAUACGCUUUUGAUAAUCUAAUAAUUAUCUUUGAUCAAAGAGAUCCAUGCCGCUUGUUACUUACGUAUUUCCAAACGCCUGUAUAUCAAAAAGAAAGGAAAACAAAGAUAAAGAAAGAAAGAGAAAAAAGAAAGAAAAAAAUGUAGCAACGCGAUUGUCAAUUAUAAUCCGUUUAUUAGGAAACGUAAAACACGUAUUUAAUGAAAAUAAUACCAAACGUAUAAGCCAUUAUGAACACGUUAGAAAUACGUAACUAACUGUUCUUACUUUAGACUGAGAUUUUUCGUAUUUUUUUUUUUUUUCUUUUUUUUUUUCUUUAUGUCUUUUAUUUAUUAUUAUUUUAUUUUAUUUUAUUUUUAUUUAUUUAUUUUUUUUUUCAUUUUUUUUUCGUCAAUAUUUCUCAACAUAUCGUACAAAAUCAAUGGCCUCGAUAGAUAUGUCGAUAAUAAUUAUUAUAAAAUAUACAAUUAGUAUAAAACAACAGUAUUCGAACAACAUCGAACUAAUUUAUUUCUUUUGCGAUAUUAUAUUGAUAUUAACAAAAGAUUUUAACAAAAACGAGUCACGCUUUUUCUUCUUCGUUUUCUAUUUUUUGUUCUCUUUUAUUUCUCCUCUUUUUUUUAAUCCUUGUAGAAAGAAGACUAGAUACGUAUAAUUAAAACUUUUCUAUCAAAUUUUUAUAUAUAUAUAUACAUACAUAUAUAUAUAUAUAUAUAUUUACAUAGCAUACUCAAAUGUAUGUAUUAUACUGCCCACACGCAAUAUAUAUUAUAAAUCGUUUACAUUAAUUUAAUUUUACAAUGUGUUCUUUUUUCUUUUUCUUAAAUUUUUCAAUAGAUGAUUAGACCUUAAAUGCAAUUUUGUACCUAACAAAAAGAGAAUAUAUUAUAUUUAUUAUAAGAAUAUGAUAUCUAUAAUUACUUUUUUUGAUAUAUCCCUUUAAUGUUAAUGUUAAUGUUAGAGAGAGAAAGAGAGAAAGAAAAAGAGGAUGAUCACACAAUGAGUCAUUCUCACUCCACAGGCCGAGUCUCACGGACCGUGACGACGUCCCAGCUUUGUCUACCUACGUUUAGUAACUUCAUCUCAUUUUCAAUUAUGUAAGCCUUCGUUUGCUAUGCAUCUAGGCCUAUUAGGACUUGACUUCGUCGAAAAACAAGUCAGACUAGGUAGAAAAUCUAAUGCUCAGGGUCAUCCUCUCGCGUGCUUCAGAGUUCAAGGAACUGUGAUCGUCUCGACAUCAAUCGACAUCCAUAAAAAAAAAAAAAAAAAGAAAUUUAAGAAAAAAAAUUUCGAAGGAUCAUAUAUAUGAAAAAGAAGAAGAAGAAGAAAGAAAGAUAUCAAGUGUGUAAAUAAAAGUACGAUCAAAUAAUGAUUUUUAUUGCAAUUGCAAUAAAAAAAGGAAAUCAUUAUGUCCAUAUAUUUUUCUUGAGUGUUUACGCCAAUGCGAAUAGCUGUAGCGGUCAUUAAUAUAUUCGGUUGUCAAGAUUUUUGUGCUAUCUUCAUGUAUAUAUACUAAUACAUUUAUAACUAUGUUCUCAUAUUUUUUUUUUUCUUGAAGAUAUAUUCUGAAAGUACCGUUCGAUUCUCGAUAUAUAUGUACAUACGUAUAUAUGUAUAUAUGGAUAUCAUUAAUAUAUCGAAUAUAUUUAUUUCCUUUUGUUCAUUUAUUUUUUAAUUACUAAUUAAUAUUUUUCUAACAGCUCUUUAAAAAAAUACAUCGUACAUUAAUCGCACUUU